Messenger RNA from Racocetra persica, 351 nucleotides. NCBI's taxonomy places the organism in Eukaryota, Fungi, Glomeromycota, Glomeromycetes, Diversisporales, Gigasporaceae. The record is from the annotation of a GenBank genome assembly.
UGGGACUGUUACGCCGCCAGAUACAACGAUUAAUGGCCAAUCUACUGUUGGAAACUCAACGUACACCACUGAUAAUCACGGAUUUGCUUUUUUACUAACUACUUCUAAUUCAGUCGCUGUUGACAAUUGUCUUUUGUGUCCAUCAAUAAGCUAUCUUAAUGCAAGUCUUAAAAGUGACACUUACACCCUUGGAUUCGCUAAUCACAAUAAUGUAGACUACUAUCUUUCUAUUUCAUUAAAAUUAAGUCCUUCGGUAACAAGUCCUUCGGUAACAAGCCCUUCGGCAACAAGUCCUUCGGUAACAAGUCCUUCGGUAACAAGUCCAUCACCCAAUAAUACAUUUCUUACCAU